ACUUCUUCCGGCCUCGUGGUACGUGUUCGAGCCUCGUUUGGCAUUUUCGCCGAUAAUGGCGAUGCUGUGUAUCUUGCUGUUGAUCCUGUCACCUCUUGUCUUGAUGGACCGGAUACGGCAGCCUCCUGUUUGUGCGUUGAGAUAGCACCACUUUUUACUGGUCUUGCUGUCAAGCAGUCUUAUAUGGAGGAUUUUUCGGCUUCUAUCCGAACUACUCUUCGUUUACCAUAUUCAGUGCUUGUUCAGGCUUCCGCCCCAGCCGAAAGCCCAGAUCGCCCUGACAACAAUCCAAUAAGCGCAAUCCUAGCCUUACGCACUGAUCCCGGGCUGCCCAGCCAGUCGCCCCGCGGUGGAGCCUGCCAAUUGUUUAUUGGCACCAUACAGGGUGGACUGUACACUAUCUCUUUGUCCGAUCACCGACUGACAGAGAGCUGGUUGGCUGGACGAGAGAAUCAUUUGUCGCUUCUUCGCACGAAACAUUUGUCAGAUUCUGGCCAAAAGUGUCAACAGUUGCGGCGCAUGGCUUCUUGUGGCGAAAUAUCUAACGCAAAGGGCAAUCAACCGAAAGAACUGUUCUCUUCUCUCCAACGAAGCUGCUCUAACUCAUCCCAUCAGACCAAGUCGGACAAAGAGGUCCUAGCAGACUUGAAGUACAGAUCAGCUGCGCUGCCGCAUUCAUUUGCCACCAUCAGUAGCACUUCCUCGUCGAACCUAUCUUCACAUUCCUUCUCCACUGGUCCAUUAUCUUCCUCUUCUUCUUCCUCUUCUUCUUCUUCUUCUUCUUCUUCGUCUUCUUCUUCUUCCGGUCUCUUGUUCUCCUCCAUCGCCUCCACCUCUGCUUCUCAUCUGCUCUCCUCAUCCUCCUCGUUGCUAUCUCGACACGGAUCAGACUCACUCAGUGUAAGUUCAUCUACGCUUAGCGAUCAGCCGUCGACAUGGCGACGCCUCCUCGGCCAUGAACUGCCCUCGCUCGACGCGAAGCAUCGUAGCUCCUCGCAUCGCGUCUGUCCCUCGGUGUUGGGCCCAGCUGGGGUCACUUGUUUGGCCGCCUGUUCCCAGUUCAGCCUCGUGGCCAGUGGAGAUGCCAGAGGUAGAGUGCUUGUUUGGGACUUGAAUGCGGCAAUUUCGGCGGGAAACGGCGCAGAGUCGGGUCUGUCGUCAAGCGGUCUUCUGUAUGCGCUGAUCCCGGGUCAUGGUUGCUUCCUACCCAGCGGCGGCAGUGGACAGCGCGACGGAUCAGACGGCCAGACGGUGGAAGGUGGUGAUGAAGAGGCGGCAGGAAAAGAGGAGACGGAUACGGAAGAGAGCAGGAUCGGUUGUAAAGAAGUGACGAAUGAUGAGACUGAUAGAGACAAGAUGAGGCGGACACAAAAAACAGGAGUUUAUCGAGCAGAUGAGCUUGGUCCGGAGAGCCAGGCGUCAUUUGUUGGCGUUUCCAAUCACCAUUUCACGCUUGAGGCUGGAGAGCAAGAUAAAGAUGAACCGGCGAGUUGUGGAGACACGGAUCAGAGGAGAGGUAAUACACCAGAAAGAACCGAAACAGUAGAGCAUGAGUCAGCAGCGGGAGGUUCUCGAGAAGCCGGCAUUGAAUCAGCUGUACUUCAGCCAGUUGAUACAAAAAGUUCACUUACUCACAAGGCAAGUAUACAUAAUUCUUAA
Molecule: messenger RNA, 1659 nt
Organism: Protopolystoma xenopodis
Lineage: Eukaryota; Metazoa; Platyhelminthes; Monogenea; Polystomatidea; Polystomatidae
Source: the annotation of a GenBank genome assembly